UGGCCCAAGAAGCAGCACGCGAGCCUUUUUAGCUCAGCUUAAAAUGGCUCCUUUCACACUCCCAUUUCGUCCCUCUGGCUAGAGGUUGAAGAAAACACAGAGAGAGAGAGGAGAUUCAGAGAGGUGAGGAAGAGGCUCUCCGCUGGAGGGCCACAAUUUCCCCAAGAGAAUCAGCUCCAAAAAAAAGCACAGACACCCCUCAAAGAAGCUACUCUCUGACGGCCUCAGUGAGUGCCCCAAAAACUUUUUCUGCUUGUUUGUUCAUUUUUCUCUCUUCCUCUCUCUACGCCGAGAAGAAAGCUCAAAAGGGGGGUUUAGUAGAGGGAUUUAUGACUUCUGAGUUUCAUCUGUCCUCUGGAGCUUUGAAGCAGCUCUGGUUUUCUUCUUCUUCUUCUCUGUUCUCCACACUUCACAUGCAAUUUGGUUCUCAACAAUAUCAAAGUUUUCGACCCUUUUUCAUGCAAUUGAGAUCAAGUCGGUCUUGUUCUGGAGUGAAGGGGUUUCAAGCAUCUAUCAGAAGUCAUAUUCUCUUCUCAAUUUUGGUUAAUUUUUGUUUCAGGGUUUUGGGUUUUCCGUGACAUUAAGAUCGUUACAACUUCCUCUGUUCUCCAUUUCUCAAUCCUCCUCCACGCUCUCAAAUAUUCAUCCUCUUUUCUAAAACAAGUUUUGCCCUCGCUUAUUUAUUCAUUGGAGCCAAGAAUUUAAGCUCAAAAUGCCUGGCUUCCGCGAGCAAUUUCCAAUUCGAGAUGUGUAUGGUAAAGAAGGGAAGAAAAUUAAGCAACUAAACCAAGGAAAGUCCAAUUCUGUGAGGAAAAUUCGUGUAGUGUUUCAUGAUCCUGAUGCCACAGACUGCUCAAGUGAAGAAGAUGAACUUUUCAAUAAAGAGGCUAAAAAGAUCGGUGGUAAGCGCUUCAUUUGGGAGAUACCGUUUUCAGACAUCCGCCAUAAGCCAUCCAAGGAGAGCUCGCACAAAGAAAAUGGUGGAGGCAAAAUCAGAAUCAAGACUGAAGUAAAAGGGAGCAGUAGAACACAGAGAUCGUCGUCGAUGUAUAAAGGCGUUCGACGGAGGAAAUGGGGGAAAUAUGCAGCAGAGAUUCGAGAUCCAUUUCGUGGUCGAAGAUUGUGGCUCGGCACUUAUAACACUGCAGAAGAAGCUGCUGUUGCUUAUCAGAGAAAGAAGUGCGAGUUCGAAAGUAUGCAAUCAAAGGACAACAGUGAGCUUUGCGGAGAGAAAUCCGAGGAGGAGAAGAAGAGCGGGUCAAUUGUUGAUGCCUCAGCUGAAUCAGAAGAAAUUAUAGCUUUGUUUUCCCAUCCUUCACCAUCAUCUGUACUUGAUGUGUGUGCUGGAAGUUUAUGCAGCAAUGAACUCAAGAAUGUAGUUCAAGAAUGCAAUGUGGAUCAAACUGUGGCAUAUUCAAUCAAAGAAGAAUAUAAGGUCUACGAAGACGAACAGUCCAUUUCAGACAUCCUGGAAGAUACAUCGAUACCAUUACCGAUACCACCAUUAGAUGCUCGGGAGCUGGAUUUUCAAGGUCUUGAUGACAGUUCAUUGAUCUGCAACGAUUUUGAUCAGUUAUCUGAUGAUAUGAACUACAUAGACGAUUAUACUCUAUACAACAUCGAAAACAGUCUUGGGGCACUUGAUCUUCCUCCAAUGGACAUAGAUUUCGACAAGGAGUUUUCUUGGUUCGACGAGACGUUGAGCAGUAUAUCAUGCAUGUAAGUUAAGUUUUGCAGUUAGGAGAUAGUUAGUAGGCACUGAGAGCAGUAAAAAAAAUUGUUUUGGGUGAGUCUGGUCUUGAAAUAGAGCCAUUGUGAGGAUGCAAUCUGUGAUAAUGUUUUUGGUAGAGGGAGAGUUCUUGGGUUUUUCUCUGUGCUUUUAGAGCCGUCCAAGAUAUUUUUUUCAACUCUCAUUUGUACUGCUAAGUUACAUAAUUAUUAUCAAUGCAAGUCUGAUAAGUUUUGCCUA
Messenger RNA from Momordica charantia (bitter melon), 1969 nucleotides. RefSeq names its product Integrase-type DNA-binding superfamily protein (gene CRF9). Gene Ontology annotation, biological process: regulation of DNA-templated transcription. Gene Ontology annotation, molecular function: DNA binding; DNA-binding transcription factor activity. The record is from RefSeq and is a predicted model, not a curated record. Lineage: Eukaryota; Viridiplantae; Streptophyta; Magnoliopsida; Cucurbitales; Cucurbitaceae.